UCAGUGCGUUAAACUUUAUGAACAGAAAUGAUUCAGAAAUCUGCAAUGAAGUGUAUGUGGCAAAACAGUUUUAAAUCUUUAAAAUGUUUCAGAAAGACACAUGCGUGCAGAAAUUAUUCAAGCCUCAAAGCUGUCAAGAUUAGUAGUCGACACUAUUUGAAUGUUAUUAAACAUUUCCCUAAUAGACAUGCAUGUGGACAUCUUACCUGUAGUGAGAGGUUUUACAGUAGUGACACUAAAGUGUUAUAUGAACAGGAAUUGUUUGAAAAGUACUUGGAGGCACUUGAAAAAUCUGUUAAGAAUGUUGAGAAUGGCUCUUCUUAUGACAGACAAAAUUCCAACGACAGAACAAAUGCUUUGUUGGUACUCUAUACUGAAUAUAGGAAAAUUCUUAAAGAAAUUCAGGAGCUUAGGUCUUUAUCAUCGGGAUUAAGUACUGAGGAGUCUGAGAUGAGAACUUUGGCAGAACAAGAGGAAACAGAGUGUCAAAACAGAGCAUCAGAUUUAAUAGAGCAGAUAGUUGAACUCCUUCUUCCACCAAGUCCCCAUUACAAUGAUAUCGUCAUGGAGAUACACUGUGCAGUGGGAGGCAAGGAAUCUAUGCUAUUUGCUAAUGAAGUUUAUUUCAUGUACAGAAAUUUGGCUAUCAACAAUGUUUGGGAUUUUACUGCAACAGAUUUUACUACAGAAGAAAAAGAUUGUCUGCGAAGAGCAACUGUUCAUCUAUCAGGGGAGAAUAUCUAUGAAGCAAUGAAAUACGAGGGGGGUGUCCAUCGAGUACAAAGAGUUCCAAAGACAGAAUCCAGUGGAAGAAUCCACACCAGUACUAUAGCAGUAUCCAUUAUGCCUCAACCAGAAGAGGUGAACAUCAUCAUUGAUCCACAGGACAUCAAAAUGGAGACAUUCAGAGCUGGUGGUGCUGGGGGUCAGCAUGUCAACAAGACGGACAGUGCAGUCAGACUGACCCACAAACCAACAGGAAUAAAAGCUGAGAGCCAAUCUGAAAGGUCACAGCAUAAGAAUAAAGUCAUCUGUAUGAAAUUAUUACAAGAAAGACUUUACCAAGUGGAAUUUGACAAACAAUUGAUGGAAAGUCAAAGGUCUCGCAAAAUUCAAGUAGGAACCUCAUCAAGAUCAGAGAAAAUUCGGACUUACAAUAUUCCUCAAGACAGAGUAACUGAUCACAGAAUUCAUUACAGUACCAAUCAAAUCAGAGAAUUUAUGAAUGGUGGUGAACCCCUACAAAACAUGAUGAGAGAGAUUCAAAUUCGAUCUCAAUACGAAAUUUUGAAUGAAAUACUACAGACAUUCCAAAAAGAUGGAAAAAUAAGUCAUAUACAAAACUGACUUUUGUAGAAUAUCAUUUAUUCAGAAAAUAAAUAAUUUUGAAUAUUUAAAAAUUCUUUUCCCGAAAAGUUUUUCGAUUACAAUCCAAAGACAGCUGUUUUCUUCUUGUUAUAUUGUCAAAUGCUAUGUAAAAUAAACAGUAGCUUGAAUAAUACCAAACAUAUACAUGUACAUAUACUUCAUAAUUUCAAGUAAGAAAUGGGUUUUAAUGAUAAUAUCUGCUUCCAGGAUGAAAAAGUUAUAACAAAAAUGUCAGAUUUAAAAUCUCAGAAAAAAUUAAAACAACCACGUCAACUUUGUGAAUAAAAUGCUAUCCUCGAUUACAAGUCAAAAUACCACAUGAUCCAUGAUAUCAACUCCUCUCAGCCUUUUAUUAGUGGUACAAGACAGAACAUGGCAAUGAUGGUAAACAUGGAAAAUUUGUUGACAGUAUUUUCACAAAUACUAUUUUUACUUUAUACAUGUACAUAUAUAUUAAAAUGAAUAUUAAAAAUAAUGAAGUGUUAAUUAAUUUUGUUCCACCACAACAGU
Saccostrea echinata is the source of this 1878-nucleotide messenger RNA. Its product is annotated as peptide chain release factor 1-like, mitochondrial. The coding region runs from base 28 to 1347 and encodes 439 amino acids. Gene Ontology annotation, biological process: translational termination. The record is from RefSeq and is a predicted model, not a curated record. Gene Ontology annotation, molecular function: translation release factor activity. The transcript has 7 exons. Lineage: Eukaryota; Metazoa; Mollusca; Bivalvia; Ostreida; Ostreidae.